Molecule: messenger RNA, 3358 nt
Organism: Salmo salar (Atlantic salmon)
Lineage: Eukaryota; Metazoa; Chordata; Actinopteri; Salmoniformes; Salmonidae
Source: RefSeq, a predicted model, not a curated record
GGAGGUGAGGUGGUUCAGUGUUCACUAGAUCAGAGGACGGUUCACCAGAUCAGAGGACGGUUCACCAGAUCAGAGGACGGUUCACCAGAUCAGAGGACGGUUCACCAGAUCAGAGGACGGUUCACCAGGAACACGGAUUACCAUGGAGAGAAAUGCCUUGCUUUGCAUCUUCUUCUUGUUGCUACCACUGGCCUUAACGUCUGCAGACAUACCUGUCCUUAACUCAAUAAAAGACCUCAGGAACAUCGAGUUUGGCCACGGAUUCCCUCGUCAUGGCCUAAUGCUGCUACACUUUGUCUCUGGCGGCAUAUACGUCGAUAACAACGAUGCACUCAUACCAACGUUCUCGCCAGAAAGGGGAGACUGGGGCUUCCAUUACUUUAAUAACAAUGAACACAUUUUUCCACCACUGCAAGAUCAGAACAAUCAGGGUUACUACGCAGUCGGGAAUAUCAACACACGAACAGCAUACCCACUCUAUCCUUAUGUCACUCACAGCUAUUACCUUACCCCAGGAAACUUAGAGAGGAACAUGGACAGGUUAGUUGUCAGAACACACCCCAACAGUCUACUGUUAGAGGCAGUCUACAUAACACAGCACUAUCGAGGAAGCAAUGAGUAUGACCCCAGUAACACCUACCAAAUCAGCUCCGCCCUCCUGCGGGAGAUCAGGACCCUCAGCAAUAACAGGGUGGACAGUGUGCACGCGUUUCUGUACGCUGCCGGCUAUGACGUAGACUCCACAUCCUUCACCCAGAACUGCUUCGCCACUGAUAGCCCAUACAUGGUUGAAGACGCAGGCAGAAUGACUCUGAAUGAGUCCACUGCUAUAAUGAAAGGGGCAGUGGUGAAUGACCACCACACAGAGUGCUAUGCUGUUGUGCUCCAGGUGAAAUCCACAGAAAGUGGGUACGCUCGGCUCGGAUGGGCUAAUGUCCCUGACAGCCUGCUGGAUGAGGGGGUAAUGCUGGCCCUCUUUAUUAAUAACGCUAAAAAUAAUCUUGAAUCUCUCUCUCUUGACAAGCGCAGCUACGGAACCUAUGACACCAACCAAUACCUUAACCACGGCCUACAGGUCAAGCUCCUCUCCAAGGACGGGUCAAAUGUCUUCAUGAGCGGACCUAAGUAUGAUGACGCAGACAGGAAGCUUCCUGUUGGCAUAGAGGGGUAUGACGCCAGUCUGCAGCUCUACACUAAAGACGGCUAUGCUUGCGCUCGCCUGUUCAUCAGUAAGACCUUCACCGAUUGGAAGACUGAUUUCUAUUACUCGUGGGUUGGAUUCUACUCCAAUCACAACGAUGCUAGUAAUUCUUACUCUACUCACCAGUACGCUAUCUAUUUCACUAAGCAGGAUGACACAAACAUAAAAUAUGAUAUAUAUUCGUAUGUGUCUGAUAUGUCCAUUCAACCUGGAGCUCAAGCUCGAUUCUUCCUCACGGAAACAUACGAUGAAAUUCUGGCACAAACUAAACCAUGGGAAAGGUAAAAAGGUGUCUGGAAGAUUGCUGGUAUUAGUAUUAGUGUCUCCAGCCGUGAGCGAGGUACUUUACCCCUCAGACUGUUGAACAAAAACAGUCAUUUAAGGAGAAACCAGCAGAAUCUUACAACACUUGGAAAGAAAUUGGAAAGCAACAGCGUAAAUUUAAAGCACACAACAAAGAACACCUCAGUCAUGUCUCCACCGCUUACACACACCACACCGUCUCCGUGGCGACAGAGCAGCCAAUCACCAUGCUGACGGCAGUAGAGAGCAGACAGGAUUGGGCACAUCUGACCCUUCUGUAACUCAGAGACUGAUUAGACUACUACUAAAAUAUGUUUUGUCUCAGGCAAUAAGAUGGAGAUGUGGGGAGAGAAUGAGUGAAUGAAUCAAAAGGCGUAAAUCAGCAUAAUGCCCUGAGGUAGUUUAUUAACUACCCUAAACUACUAGACCUAUGAUAACUUCAUAACUGCAAUUGAACAAACUACCCUGACCAGACCAAUCAAACACUGAUGUCUGUAAUGUCUACAUGUCAAGUGUUUGUAUUGUCUACUACCGUCAAUUGUGGUACAGUUUUUCUAUGUAAAUUGUAAAUUAUGUUUUGUUGUGUUCAUGGAGCCCAGGAAGAUUAGCUGUCGUCAUAGCGUCAGCUAAUGGGGAUCCCAAUAGAGAUAAAGAUAAAUAACUUUGUGUUAUAUUGAAGGCCAAUUAUCAAGAUUGUUAAUGGAUGGGUAGAUUUGUUUGGGCUGGUUAGACUCACAAUCUAACAACAGAGGAGUAGAGGAGGGCCAGCAGUAUUUUGACUAGGGUUGCAAAAUUCUGGGAACUUUCAAUACAUUUCACAGAAAUAAAUAUAUUUAAAGCAGUGGAGGCUGCUGAGGGGAGGACGGCUGGAAUGGAGUGCAAUGCCUGAAAAUGGAAUGGUAUCAAAACACAUGAAAACCAGGUGUUUGAUACCAUUUCAUUGACUCCAUUCCGGCCAUUAUUAUAAGCCGUCCUCCCCUCAGAAGCCUCCACUCUUUUAAAGAUAACUUACGGUCAAUUUUUUAUUUUCGAUUAACUUGUCUGUCGGCCCUGCAUUAAAGACCAUAAAUAGUUAAGGAAAAUUGUGAUAAAUAAAAACAUAUACCAAUUUCAUUUAAGGACCUAAAAAUUGACAGCUGUGCCGUAUAAAUUGCAAAAUAGUUGGGAAGAGAUUUCCGAUGUACCCAUUCCAUGGCACAUGGUUUAUGAAUUGACACGCGAAACAAUGCCGGAUUCAAAACUUCAAAACAAAUUUUUCAAUUUAAAUUAUUAUUCUUGCAACCAAUAUAAUGUUAUAUAUAUGAGGAUAUAAUCUUCCCAGCGCUGCAGAUUUUGCUGUGAAGAGGCAGAGACAUUAGAUCAUUUAUGGUACUGUCCAUAUGUAGCUAGUUUUUGGUCACAGGUCCAGGAAUGGCUGAAGAAUUGCAACAUUUACCUAGAACUAACGCUGCAGAUAGCAAUACUGGGUGAUUUGAAAAGUCAUAGUCAAUCAAUCAAUAAUAUAAUAGUUUGUCACGUUCUGACCUUAGUAUGAGGUCAUUUUUCCAUAGUAGAUUGGUCAGGGCGUGACAGGGGGGUGUUUUUGUCUAUGUAUUUUGGGUUUUCUGUUAUCUAUGUGGGUUGUCUAGAUUGUCGUUCUAUGUUGUAUUUUCUAUGUUGUGGCCGGGUAUGGUUUCCAAUCAGAGGCAGGUGUUUUAAAUUUGUCUCUGAUUGGAAGCCAUACUUAGGCAGCCUGUUUUUCAUGGGGUUUUGUGGGUGGUUGUUUUCCAUUUCGUUGUUUGUACCUGACGGGACCUUUGGUUGUUUUGUUAGUUUUGCAAAGCGUUUUCAUUAAAAGUAAAUAUGAGCACUUCA